CCAAUGAAAUAAACUCAUCUAUAUCUUAGAUGGCCAGAAGGUGAGUAAAUUUUCCUCUUUGGAGAAACUAUUCCUUUAAAGAGAAAAAAAAUGACACACUUCACCUUCAAGCAAUGUGAAAUAGUUAUUAUGGAUCAGUUUCUGUGACAGUUAUAAAUUUGAAACCUUUUGGCUGUUUACAACUCCCUUUGUGUGCAACAGGUGUGUCACAUUACAGUCAUUUUACUGUCUGUUGAGUCACUGAAUGUUGGACGAACAUUCCUGCAAUGCAUCUGCCCAUCAGUGGCUGUGGCACUAUGUGGGACUUCACAGUCGGGACGUUGGUGCUGUCUACUGUCUUUGUAGUGUCUCUGGCACAAGGACCCAUCUGGGACAGCUCACAUCUUCGGAGGUUAAACAAAACAGACAGGAACAGAAAGCUGGCUUACAACAGCCUCGUGGAGCCAAAGACCACAGGCAUAACCGAAUGGACAUCCUGGUUUAAUAUCGACCAUCCAGGAGGAAACGGUGACUACGAGAGGUUAGAAGCCAUCCGCUUCUACUACCGAGAAAGGGUCUGCUCACGACCUGUAGCCAUCGAGGCCCGUACCACGGACUGGGUUGCAGCUGUGGAUACGGGGGAGGUGGUCCAUUCCAGUCUGGAGAAGGGCUUCUGGUGUAUCAAUAAGGAGCAGCCAUUUGGUCGCAGCUGUUCCAACUACCAUGUGCGAUUCCAGUGUCCACCAGUCCACUCGUACUGGACCGACUGGAGUGAAUGGGCGCCUUGCUCUGCCACUGCCUGUAACGAUGUUGGCAUCCAAGUCCGUCAGAGGAAAUGCAUGAGCACGCAGCCUCUUCCACUGCUUCUUUCGCCUGUCUGCGUGGGACCUCACAUUGAACGCAGACAGUGUUCAACUCCACCAUGCGAAGCUGUGUGGAGCCAGUGGGGUUUAUGGAGUGCUUGCUCAGUGACCUGUGGGAAGGGCAACAGAACAAGACGUAGGACAUGUCACAGAUCUUCUACUAAGAUUCAGUGUACAGGACGACCUGUGGAGGUCCAAAAGUGUGGAAAUCCAUGUCCAGUAAUAUGCAAACGUGUCUGUCCUGGGGGACGUCCCAGUAAGGACUGUAGCUACUGUAUCUGUGAUGGACAAACACUACAUGGGGAGGUCUUCAGUGUUACAGGUGUCCCUGUGCCAAAUGCCACAGUGGCUCUGGCUAGCCAAGCCAAGGUUGUCCGUGCCCACACUGAUGCCAAGGGUCAGUUCAAGAUUGAUGAACUGUGCACCAGCCCACAGACCCGAGUGGUCAUAAGAAAGGAUAAAUUUGCACCCGUUACACUCCCUGUUUUCAACAACAGCACUGAUGAACUCUGGGUACGGGCCAUCUUACGAUCCUCAGAAAAGCCGUAUAUUGAGAAGCACCCAGAAGACAAAGUGCGUUAUGAGGGACAACGUGCAACCCUUUGCUGUAGAGCAACAGGAUCACCAAAACCUGACAAAUAUUACUGGUAUCACAAUGGAACCUUACUGAAUCGCACAAUGUACAAGUAUGAUGAAGAUCUGAUAUUGCGGGACCUGAAACCAGAGCAGUCAGGGCAAUAUCACUGCAAAGCAACUAGUCUGACAGGCAGCAUAAAGUCUACUUCAGCUGUCCUCACUGUUUUCGCUAAAGGAACACCAGCAUGCAACUCAACACCUGACACUCACCUGAUCAAAUUGCCAUUAGACUGCAAGCAGCCUGGAACAGAAUCCAAGUUUUACAAUGCAGGUCGCUGUCCACACAACAAAUGCCCUGGAUCACUGGACUUUGACAUGCGUUGCAGGGAUGGAUCUGGCUUCUGCUGUGGGGUCAAACAAAUGGAUGCUAGAAAGAUCAAGUGUGGCCGUUACACCCUGCCUAUCAAGGUUGUUAGUGAGUGUGGCUGCCAGACUUGUGUGGAGCCCAAAAUUCUUGUACGGGGCAGGGUGGUGUCAGCAGACAAUGAUGAACCCCUGCGCUUUGGACAUAUUUACAUAGGGAAGGAACGGAUAGGUACCACAGGAUAUCAGGGUGGGUUCACAAUCCAGGUGUCUCCAGAUACACAGCGUCUUGUGGUAAACUUUGUUGACCCCUCUCAGAAGUUCAUUGAUACAAUCAAGGUUUUUAUCUUUGACAAGAGAGGAGGUUCUGUCUAUCAUGAUGUAAAAGUAAUGAGGAAGCAGGAACCUGUUGAUAUAGACGCUGCAGAAAGCAAUACCAUUUACCUAGGUGAAAUGAAAGAUGAGGACCCAAUCGGUCAACUGGUCAUACCUCCAAACUCUUUCCAUAAAAACACAGGGGAAGUGUAUGAAGGGACUGUUAAGGCCAGCGUCACGUUUCUUGACCCACGCAACAUUACUAUGGCUGCUGCCGCUCCUGGCGAUCUCAACUUUGUAGACAAUGAAGGAGACAUGCUACCUCUCAGGACAUAUGGAAUGUUUUCAGUAGAUUUCCGAGAUGGAGCAAACCAGGAGGUUCUAGGAGCCGGCGCAGUCCAGGUACUCCUUGAUACGGAGCAUGUAAAAAUGCAGGAGCACAUCCCUGCUAUGAAACUCUGGUCCCUCAAUCCCGAUACAGGCAUUUGGGAGGAGGAGAGUAACUUUCAACCCACACAAACUACUAUUGCUGGCAGUGGGAGGAACAAACGAGAGGAGCGCACCUUCCUGAUAGGGAAUAUGGAAAUCAGGGAGCGUAGGUUGUUCAAUCUCGAUGUACCUGAGAAUCGCCGGUGCUAUGUCAAAGUGAGGGCGUACAUGAGCGACAAGUUCCUGCCUAACGAGCAACUAGAAGGAGUGGUAAUAAACUUGAUAAACCUUGAGCCUAAGCCUGGCUACUCGUCAAAUCCGAGGGCUUGGGGACGCUUUGAUAGUGUGAUAACAGGACCAAAUGGUGCUUGUCUUCCAGCUUUCUGUGAUGCUCAGAGGCCUGAUGCAUACACGGCUUAUGUCACGGCUAUAAUGGGAGGUGAGGAACUGGAAGCAGCUCCCUCAAUGCCAAAAAUGAACCCAAACAUUAUUGGUGUCGCACAGCCGUACUUAGGAAAGUUAGAUUACCAGCGCUCCGAUCAUGAGGAUCCAGCACUUAAGAAAACAGCUUUCCGAAUCAACCUAGCCAAACCAAACCCUAACAAUUUUGAUGAAACGAAUGGACCAGUCUAUCCUUAUCAGAGUUUAGUUGCAUGUGAAAACGCACCUGUUGAUGCCAACCACUUUCGUUUCUUCCGUGUCGAGAAAGAUAAAUAUGAGUACAAUGUGGUACCCUUUGAGGAGAGUGACCUCACAUCUUGGACUGGAGACUAUCUUUCCUGGUGGCCAAAUCCACAAGAGUUCAGGGCUUGCUACAUCAAAAUUAAGAUUCAUGGAGCUACAGAAAUCAUGGUAAGGUCAAGAAACCUAGGUGGCACUCAUCCUCAGACAAGAGGUCAGUUGUAUGGCAUUAGAGACAUUCGUAGUACCCGCGACUUACACCAUCCUAAUACCUCUGCUGCUUGUCUUGAGUUCAAGUGCAGCGGGAUGCUCUUUGAUCAAGGUAUUGUAGACAGGUCACUAAUUUCUAUCAUCCCACAAGGUAACUGCCGUCGUGUAGGCAUCAAUGGUCUCCUGCAAGAGUAUCUGAUAAAACAUCCUCCUGUUGUUCAGAACAAUGAAUCCCAUGCAUUCAAUAUGUUAGCUCCUGUUGAUCCACUUGGACACAAUUAUGGAAUAUACACCGUCACCGACCAGAACCCACGGGUUGCCAAAGAGAUUGCCAUUGGCCGCUGCUUUGAUGGAACUUCAGAUGGUUUUUCCAGGGAGAUGAAGUCAGAUUCUGGAGUGGCACUGACGUUCAGCUGCCCUAAAAGAACUGUGAGUCGUGAGAGCUUAUUCCAGCGCUUGCAAACAAAUCCUGGCCUAACACUAACACAGAUGGCACGGGGGAUGAGGGAGUCCCAGGGACUGCAAGUCAGAGGAGGGUCAACCCAAAUGGUAGCCUACCCUUUUGGCCAACAGGGAAGGAGCCAGAACCGCAGUGCCACUAACACUAACAGAAGGAGACCAGCUACAAGGACACAACCAAGACAGUAGAUCUUUCUUCAGGUCUUUUGGGUUGAAGAGAGUGAAGAAAAAAGACUCAAAAAACCUGCUAUGGAAAACCCAAACUUGGCCAGCCGGGUGAUAUUGGAUGCUCUAUCCUAACGGAGCAAAAUCCUCACCUGAUUUAUCCGAACACAUUUAAACUCUUUCUACUUGUGUAUGGAAAGCUGUCCUCUCAUACUUCCUCAAAGUUUACUUCAUUGUUUAAGACAUUUAUUUUUAGUGAUUAGGCCAAAUACUCUACAGGACCCAUACAGACUGAUGUCAUUUAUUUAUUUCCAAUGUUAAAACUUGCUUAUGUGGAGUGUCCUACUUUUAGAUCUGUAAUUAUUCACUCAUUUUCUCUAAUUGAUCAGUGUCUUCCAUUGAUGAUAGGCUAAAUAGGUGAGACAAGUCUGUAUGGGUUGAGGUCAAGUGUGUUAGCUGCUAAUCCUUUCAUCAAUCACAUAUUCUACUCUGUUGGAUGUAAUGAACAAGACCCGAAGCAGCAAAGAUGCUCGUUCUGUCUCAUCUCCUUUUCAGUGUCACCAUUCCAGUUGUGAUUUGGCCAACUAUUGGUCUGACCAAAGCAUGACUGACCCCUGCCAAGAAUAGCAUCCCUUAACAGAAUGGAUCGCCAAGGUAGACUAAACAAACCUGUGGUGAGACAAAGAAUAAUAUAAGGGCCCUAACUUCAAACGCAAAUUAAUGUUUCAUUUUUUUUUAUUCUUCAUUCUUUUGACCAAAUGGCUGGCCUAAUCAAAAUUUCUUUUGAUAUGAAAUCCAACUAAUACAGUAUCUCAGUGUAUGAUGUCUAGAGUAAACUCUUGUAUUUUGUUUCUUGUUUCUGUUUGUCUCCUAAAGUGCAAUAUUGUGUUCCAAUAAUGACUUGAGAGUCCUGACAAAAACGGCCUAUGUUAUGAGCCAAUCAGCCAUAGGUCUGUUAAAAUGUUGGGCUAUUCCCUUAGUAACUGCAUAUCUGAAUUUCAAAUUACAUAGCACCUUUUUUUUAAAACCUAAUCCUAAUGAAUUUGAGCUUGCUAAUCCGAUUCAACCUUCUCUCAUAUAGCCAGCUGACAAUGCAACAUAAAUGCAGUUGCAGUAUUUUAACUCCACCCUAAAGUAACAAAAAUCCAAUUCUGUGAUUUCAACAAUUAAUGGACCAUAAAAAACCACAUGGACCUGCAUAAGCUGGACAUUUGUAUCUUGUGAGGUAUAUUUUGUAGGUAGCAUUGCAAAAAGGAUUUCAUUAUGGUAAUUCUGAUUUCAUUUGUCUAAUCCCUUAUGCUUUCAGUAUUCUGUAUUGGUUGAAAGCAGAAAGUUAAUUGAGUUGAGGGAUUACAGUGCAUGCUUUAAUAGAUAAUGUUGCAAAAGUUUAUUUUGUCUGUGUAUCCAAAGAUGUACAGCUGGCCCAAUACAAUUAGAUUAUAAGCAAUAUUAAAAUAAUAUUCUGAAAUCAAAUCUUCAAAGAAACAAAAAUAUACCUAAAAAAAAUGUUGAUUCAUUGGAAAAAUCAGUCUGAAUAAAAGUAAGAUGAACAGAAUAGUCUUCUGGAAGUAAUCCAAUAGAGAAACAUUGGCACAUUUUUUGAUUAAACACAAAGUUGCUGAGUCUCAUAACAGACCAACUGUGAUCAGUCAUUAGAAUCUGAGAUUUUUCAACAACAUUGCAAUAUUUAAAAAGUAUGUUAAAAUGUGUCAUUAACAGGAAGAUUUUUACAGUCAUGGCCGACUAAUGAAGAAAAAAAUAUGUAAUUUUAAAACACAUUGCGUUUAGGCCAAGUUCACACUUAAAACGAAUGAAAAUCAUUUUUUUCUAUCCCAGACAGUCUCACCUGUAAGUGAUGUUGAGUCGAACAUUUGUAACUUGAAUAAAUUUAACCUUUUGUAAUUUUGUAAUAUAUCCAGUUAAAGUAACCUUUGUUCUUUUACAUGUAGCAUAUUCAGCUAUACUGUACAUUUCAGUUUCAGAGGAAAGAUGGAGUUGGAUAUUGGAUGAAUAUGGUGCUAAAAAAAUUGUUGGCCUCCAGUUAGCUUUCAAAAGUGUUUGUCCUCUCUUCAACUGUCUGGCUGGUCUCAGGGAGACUACAACUUUUCCAGGAAUAUCCUCUGGCAAAAUGUGCAUUGAUAACUCUACCACUACACAACAAAGUGAGUUGAAUAGUUGACUUUGCGCUCUCGGAAAUCUCUUUUCAUGCUUGCUACACACGUUACAUACAACACAUCCUGAAAAUCUAUGCAAAUCAUAUUAUACUGCAUGAAAUUUCCCAUCUUGCAAUCUCAAAAGCCAGUUUUAUGUGUAAAUUGUGGAUUACAAUGUCUGUCAGUUUUACCAGAAUGUAAAUAAAGAUCUCUUGUAAACAUG
Cyprinus carpio (common carp) is the source of this 6416-nucleotide messenger RNA. RefSeq names its product cartilage intermediate layer protein 1-like. NCBI's taxonomy places the organism in Eukaryota, Metazoa, Chordata, Actinopteri, Cypriniformes, Cyprinidae. The record is from RefSeq and is a predicted model, not a curated record.